AUGCUAGAAUAGACUGAAAAGGAUCUCCAGGGUAAGCUACAAUGGUUGCUGGAAAACGUAAGCACACAUCCAAGGUAUAUUCAAGAAGUUUAAAGUACAAAUUAACAACUAAUAAAACUUGAAAUUCAAAUUGAAUCAAACAACAAUGACAAAUGUGGGUAAUCAGCCAGAGCUAGAUAAAACUUAUUAACCGAGAAAGUAAUGCAAAUGAGGAAAAAAUUAGACAAAACUACAAAUGAAGUGAUGAAAAGAAUUGAAUAAAUAAAUUUUGAUAUCUCAACUCACAAAGUAGCAAGUCUUUUCGUCGUUGAUAAUUUAGAAUUUAUUCAGAUUCUGGUAAAGAAAAUUUCCCUUGACCUGGUUGAUAUGAAGAUCAUGGAUAAAAAAACGGAUUUGAUGAUCUAAUAUCCAGAGGGAGAAGGUAAUGAAACAAUUGUUAAAGACAUUUGUAAGAUCAUACCGCAGUAUUAAAAUUUAAAUUACAUCUCAGAUUAAAAAGUCAAAAUAAGGUUUAGGAACAAAAUAGAGAGUAAACUUGCCUUUGACAUCAUUAAGGUGAUUACUGGGAAAUAUAAUGAGGAUGAUGAAUUGCAGGAAUUAACAAAAGAUCUUCUAGGCAAGAAAAGAUUAGAAAAAUAAAGCAAAGAGACUCCUUAACAAGUGCUUUUGCAGAAUGUUAAGUAGAUUAUGACACUGAUUCAAAUUGACGAUGAUGUUUAGGAAUAAAUGAUUUAACAAAAGCAUGCUAAUACGACUGCUAAAAGAUUAGAUUAUUUUGAUUACGGCCAGCUAGAUUUCGAUAGCCCCAGAAUUGAUUUGUUCAAAAGUGAUAACAAGCAAAAUAACAGAAAACCAAACUAACUUAAUUGA
Messenger RNA from Stylonychia lemnae, 870 nucleotides. The record is from the annotation of a GenBank genome assembly. NCBI's taxonomy places the organism in Eukaryota, Ciliophora, Spirotrichea, Sporadotrichida, Oxytrichidae.